Molecule: messenger RNA, 3106 nt
Organism: Jaculus jaculus (lesser Egyptian jerboa)
Lineage: Eukaryota; Metazoa; Chordata; Mammalia; Rodentia; Dipodidae
Gene: Vash2
Product: vasohibin 2
Exons: 7
Coding region: 1-1071 (356 amino acids)
Biological process (GO): regulation of angiogenesis
Cellular component (GO): cytoplasm
Source: RefSeq, a predicted model, not a curated record
AUGACCGGCGCCGCCGCCGGCACCCACCGCUGCCCGCACCCCAAAGGCGCCAAGGGCACCCCCCGCUCCCGGAGCAGCCACGCGCGGCCCGUGAGCCUCGCCACCAGCGGCGGCUCGGAGGAGGAGGACAAAGACGGCGGGGUGCUGUUUCACGUGAACAAGAGCGGCUUCCCCAUCGACAGUCACACCUGGGAGCGCAUGUGGCUGCACGUCGCCAAGGUGCACCCCAAAGGGGGAGAAAUGGUAGGAGCCAUCAGGAACGCCGCCUUCCUGGCAAAGCCUUCAAUACCCCAGGUCCCAAAUUACAGGCUGUCAAUGACGAUCCCAGACUGGCUCCAGGCCAUCCAGAAUUACAUGAAGACACUACAAUACAAUCAUACAGGGACCCAGUUCUUUGAAAUUAGGAAAAUGCGACCGCUGAGUGGGUUAAUGGAAACAGCAAAAGAAAUGACCCGUGAGUCCUUGCCUAUCAAAUGCCUUGAGGCUGUCAUCUUGGGCAUAUACUUAACCAAUGGGCAGCCUUCCAUCGAGCGAUUCCCCAUCAGCUUUAAAACCUACUUCUCAGGAAACUACUUUCAUCACGUCGUGCUGGGUGUUUAUUGUAAUGGCUGUUAUGGUUCCCUGGGCAUGAGCCGAAGGGCGGAGCUAAUGGACAAGCCGCUGACCUUUCGGACUCUGAGUGACCUCGUCUUUGACUUUGAAGACUCCUACAAGAAAUACCUGCACACUGUCAAAAAGGUCAAGGUUGGACUGUACGUCCCCCAUGAGCCUCACAGCUUCCAGCCCAUUGAGUGGAAGCAGCUGGUGCUCAACGUCUCGAAGAUGCUGAGGGCUGACAUAAGGAAGGAGCUGGAGAAGUUCGCCAGGGACAUGCGAAUGAAGAUAUUGAAACCUGCAAGUGCCCACUCUCCAACCCAAGUGAGAAGCCGGGGAAAAUCCCUGUCCCCCCGCAGGAGACAAGCAAGCCCUCCGAGGAGGCUGGGCAGAAGAGACAAGUCGCCCGCUCUGCCUGAGAAGAAGGCGGCUGACCUCAGCGCGCUGAACGAAGUGGGCUAUCAAAUCCGCAUCUAGCCAAGCCAUACUGGCCAGCGGCGGCUCCGUGGCGCUUCUCUCUGGCACUUUACCCCACCUUCCCGAGGAACUGCAGCUGUCUGUCAAGGUCCUGUGAGUUUUACUUUUCAGGAUUCACAUGGAAAUGGAAUCUGAGAGGUGGGAACAAUGAGCUUUAUAAACCUCCCUGGGAGGAGACCAUGGACAGGCUACUACCCCGCUGGGGCUGGACUGUCUCCCUCACUCAAGAUUUCAAGGAAGACAUUAACAGUAGUUUUGAAUUUUUUCCAUUUACCAAAUUUCUUUUACUUGUUUUGGAUAUUACGCCUCCCCAGUAGUAAGUGUUCGUGACAACCUCUCCCUCUUUUGCUAUUAUAAGGUGGCUCAACCAGUAUUACUAUCUUUUUCAGCAAUAACAGAAACAAAGAUGGGUGGGUUUUUUUAAGCAGUUACUAUUACCUCAGCAUUUUGACAUCAGAUAUGCAAUCUUAACAAUGUUUUUUUAAUAUAAAUAUUCUAUUUGUAUUGCAGUUUUUCCAGGUGCAUGUGAUGAGAUUUUAGGUGUUAUAUGCAGGUGUUUACUUAGCAGCACUGAAAUUCUGGCAAUACGGGAAUACAUUUUUUAGUACCUGAAUCACUUUUCUUAAGCAGUCACUGACGGAAGCAUGUUCUUUCAAAGCAAAACAACACAUUGACAAGCUAGUCUACGCCUGUCACUAGCAUUAAACUUUGCAGAGUCACCACAAAGCACAAGAGGUCAUGCACUUGCUACACACACGUAGCAUGCCAAGGUUCUGCCAGGCAGGCACUGGGAAGACAGACGUUAGGAGUCCGUCAGUCUGCAGAAGUGGUAACCGCUUACAUUCUGUCAUUUGUAAACACUGAGUCAGGCUUGGACUCUGGAGGGCUCCGUGUUUUAACGACGUGCCAUCACCCUAUGUUCCCGCUCAAUGAGAUUCUCCCGUGCUUUGCUCUUACGAAGUUGGGAAGCACCACCGCUGGAGACAGAGAACACUUGUUUGGCACGAAGUCUUCCAGUCUGAGGCUUAGAGCUAGCCCACAUGGCAGCUACGAAAGGUGUAACUGCUGGCUGCAGACCAUGGGAUCUAAAUCAAAAGCAAUCCUAUUUGACCCAAGCAACUCAUGAGACCAAAGGACACGUUCGAGUCACGUCAGCUAGCCCAGUGCCCUCAGUCUGCAUCUCUUGGCAAUGAGAUUCUGACGAAGGGCUUCCAGGAAGGAAGUCAAUACAAGGAUCGGCCUGCUCAGAGUCCAGACCAAGAAAGCCUCGGGGGAAGGGGAGGAAAGGGGAGCAGUCUUCACUCCUCAGCUACACGCACAAGGGCUCCCAUGCCCUGGAAAGCAGUAUUAAUGGUAAGCAUGUUUCCUUGGAAAAGGAAGGCUUAGAGAACAGGACCCACAGGAAUACACCACUAAAACACGGUGUCCGUUUAAAAUUCUGAACUUGGUGUCUUUCAAGAAUGGUAAUGCCAGUCAGGUUCAGAGUGAGUUAUCUGGGCUGGGGGAGUAGCUCAGUGGCAAGCAAGCGCUUAGCACUGAGAGACCCUGGGUUCAAUGGCCAGCUUCAAAGUGUAUCUUCACUCAGCAGCCCAUUCUCAGCCUUUAGGCCAGUGUUCGGUGCAGCCAGAGAAGCAGUUCACUCUCACUGUGAAACAACCCUGCCUCACACCCAUCUGCUCACGCCUCCGAACUGCGUCACAGUAAGCGAGCUGCCACACACCAGCACUUGGAAGUGCGUUCCAAGAGUCCCUUAAGGACCAGCUCAUAUAAAAGGUGGAAUCCAGACAGUGGACAACCGCGCUUCCUACAAGAUGUGGGAAAAGAGCAGCGGUGCAAAACUGCCCCUGACCUGCUGACGACUCCUGAGUAAUCAGUCCUCCCACACUCACUUUCCUUUGACAAAGCAGUCACAGAAACAUUUAAAAUGUUCCUACCUGUCAAGUGUAUUUUAUUGCCCAUAGAACAUGCUGACUUCUAAAAAAACCAUAAAAUUGUAAUGCAAUAGCGUAAUUAAAAUAAUGUGGCAAAAAAAAAA